CAUCACUGUGACCAGAGACAGGCGGCUACUGUAUCGCUUCAUGUCUCCUGCUGCAUGGACCAUACCAACAGUGCGGUGAGCAGCGCUAUUCUACUACUAACUACUAACCGGAGCUUCUUACACAUUACCUAGAUGAAGAUGAAUCUCAUGAAAAUCGUUCUUCUCAUUGAAGUUUCUUACGUGGUUGUGCAUGGAGCGGCAGGUGGAUCCCAUCAAAAUGUGUUCAGCAAAGCCACGCAAGACUUUGGGGUCGUUGGCCAACGUCCCCAGCACGAUGACGACAAAAAGCUGUUUAUAACGGAAAAUCAGAUUAUUGAGCCCUCUAAAGAUUCAUCUUCAUAUAAGGCACCUUCUGUGACAAAACCAAAUAAAAAAAGAAGGGGAAAAGGAAGAAAGAGAGACCCUUGUCAGCGAAAGUAUAAGGAUUUUUGCUUUAAUGGGGAAUGUCGAUAUAUAAGAGCCCUGAAGGAACCAUCUUGUAUAUGCCAAGUAGGAUAUUAUGGGGAAAGGUGUCAGGCAUUCACGCUUCGACUGGAGAACCCUUCAGAUUCUUAUGAUCACACUACCAUGUUGGCCGUGGUAGCAGUUGCUCUCUCCUCCUUUUGUUUACUAAUUAUUUCCUCAUUACUAGCUGUAAGGUACCACAGAAGAGGUGCUUAUAAUGUAGAAAACGAAGAGAAAUUUAAGUUGCGAGUUGGUGCAUAAGAGAUUCCGGAUUACAUUCUUGACCAGCUGUAAAUGUUCCUAUUUGGACAAGGCACAACGGAAUGCUGAUUUAUUGAAUGUUGAUGUUUUGGAUUGCUUCCAGUUUAUAUCAAACACUCAAUGAUGAACAUUGGAAUAUUUUUGUAAACAAACCUAAUGCACUUAAACACAUUUAAGUAGCCAUUUUCUGGCUGCAUGAUGUAGAACCUUCAUAAUGAUGUUUAUUCACUUUAGGAUCUAAUUUCUAACUUUUUAAUUAGAUAAUCUAAUUCAACACAUUGUUACAGGAUUCUAUGCAAAGUCAGAGAAUAUGCUUACUUAAGGUGACUUUCUAGUAAAUUUGACUGCCACUUAAAAAUGAUUCCUUACGAUCCAUGGUGCAGCCUUGUUCUGCUUUUUAAGGCAAGGAUUAAUACACUUGGCAAUGAAUAAUGUAUCAAACCAUAUGCUCUUAAGGAGGGUGGAUGAAAUUGUAAUGUAAUUAGUGAAAUAAUUUGGUAAAGGAGGUAGAAACAGAAAUGGGACUAUAGGUAAGGUUUAAUAUAGAACAGAACGUAUUUGGGUACGUCUGUCACAAAGUCUAAGGUAAAGAAGUAAAAUGUGUUGAUGAAGAAAGCUUUCAGUAAGUGGUAUGUGUCCCUCCGUAAUAAGAGGACAUCAGUGUAGGGAA
Molecule: messenger RNA, 1375 nt
Organism: Spea bombifrons (plains spadefoot toad)
Lineage: Eukaryota; Metazoa; Chordata; Amphibia; Anura; Pelobatidae
Gene: HBEGF
Product: heparin binding EGF like growth factor
Exons: 5
Coding region: 133-705 (190 amino acids)
Biological process (GO): positive regulation of cell population proliferation; epidermal growth factor receptor signaling pathway; positive regulation of mitotic nuclear division
Source: RefSeq, a predicted model, not a curated record